Ectocarpus sp. CCAP 1310/34 is the source of this 1456-nucleotide messenger RNA. Lineage: Eukaryota; Phaeophyceae; Ectocarpales; Ectocarpaceae. The record is from the annotation of a GenBank genome assembly.
CGGCUACGGUUUAAAUGAACUUAUUUAAGAGAAAGUACCGAUUUAAGAGGGAGGAAUUGGCUUGUACCAAUCAAAAUCGAUUUAAGAGAAAUUUCCUAUUGCAGCUGGGAUUUUUCUCUUAAAUCGAACAAUAUGGAAACCACGUUGACACACACACACACAGCUGCAGACACCAUGCCCUGCGCGGCGGGCAGUCGCUGCACGGCUGUCCCCGAUCACACGCCAGGCCCGCCGGCGUUCACAAAUCACCAAUGUAGAGGAGUCUGCGGGCAGUACCUCCAUGGCACCUGUGGUGUGGUGGACCCUCAGGGCACCUCCGAGAUCAUCGCAUCUGCCACAACUGCCUGUCCUCCCGUGAGCGCAUGACUUCAGGCGGUAGAAACAUAGCUGUCUGUAGAGGACAACGUGGAGGUAGCCGAAGCGAUCGUAACAGAGAUGGUAGAGGACCUCUGUGAUGAGAAUUUGGUGGACAUGGAUCGUUCCUCUGACGACGAGGACGACGACCUGGUUGAGCUACGCCAAUCGGGACAGUCGGCGGCGGCAGCGGCCCCGGCUCCGCCGCCGUACGCGAAUGUAGCAACCCAUUUUGGUGAACUCGAGGAUACUGCCGAGAAGUGCCGCAUGUCCGAAGUGUCUUUUCACCUCCGCAAGGCUAAGCUAGCGUGGAUGAGUGCCUACGGUUCGAGGGAAACCAAGCAGACGUGCAUGAGCGACUUCCUUUGACGGUUGCAGCGCAGAUCGUGUUCAGGCUGACAGGUCGCCAGGGUAGCGUUGGUUUCUUGGGUUUGUGUUAUUUGUACGGCGAGUGAUGUUUUGAUAUUGUGAAGCUCUUUUUUUUUCGUUGACUUGUGUUUUUGUCGGGGGUUUAAAUCGAUGGGAUGAGAGGUAUGAGGGUGUUAUGUUGAGGGUACGGUGGGAGGAAGGGGUGCAUUGUGUAAACGGGUGCGUCGUUCUUGAGUGCUGGUGCAUUCGUUGCCUCGUGUUGUCCUUCUAGAAGAGGUGCGACUAUGAAACACAGCUAUAAAACAACUCAACCAAAAACCUUUUACGUGUCCACGUGUAAAAUGUGCAUCGCUUCACACAACGAUGAUUUAUUUUCCGAACGCAGAUCCACCAAAAGCGUACCACGUACAGCAGUACUUGGGUCCACGUGCUUGCCAACCAAGAGAAUGAGCGGUGUUUGGAGGUAGCCCGACGUGGUAACGCUAGCUGCGCAAGUGACAUGCAUGAUACGCUCUCUUCAUGACCUAUUUUGGCAUUCGAGUGUAGUCAGUGCGCGAGAGUCCCUGUUUCACGACCUUUAGUUUUGUCUACGAUAUAAGAGAAUAUUCUCUUAUAGUGAGAUACUGUUUAAGAGAAUUCUCUCUUAUACCGUAGCCAACACAAUAUAACAGAAAGCCGGAUUUAAGAGAGUGAAAUUGGCUUGUACCGACCCUCUCUUAAACCGUAGCCGCUA